GCGAGUUCAUUCGAUUUUCAACAUUCGCCGUGAGUGCAACGUUUUCUGAGGCGCAACACGAGGCAGCGCAAACAGCAGCAACAACAACAAAAACAAAUACAACAACAAGAACAAACAAGAGAACGAGAACAGUGCAACAGUGACACAGAGUGGCAACAAAUAAGUUGCAGGCAGAGGCAUGUGUUGCAUGCAGUGAUCAUACAAAACAAAACAAAAUACAAUAAAUACAAUAAUUAUAGAAAGAAAUAUUCCAUAAAAAUAUUCCACGCAUUAAACGGAACUCCAAGCGAUCCACAAGCGAUCCAGCAGCAAGCAACCAGCAAGCAGAGGCGCCUCCAAAGUGGCUCCACAACCGAUUCAAAAAUGUUUUGAGCAGCCAAUAGAGAUCAAGGUACAGUGAACCCUCUCUGCUACAGAACGCGACCAAAGCGCACACACACACACACACACACACACAAAAACACACAGACAUAAUGGACAUGACCAAACAGAUUAUGGACUUUGAAAUAAAGUCGGAGGGCGAGUACGAGGCCAGCGACUACACCCGCAUGUCGCCUGCCACAGAGGAGCCCAAGGGUGAGCCAGAGCCACAACAGAAUGAUGCGGCAGAAUCCAUCACUGAAAUGGACACCAAAUGCUCCUCCAACGAUGAGGAGGAACACAGCGCAGAGGCAGCCACAGCAACAGCCACAGCAACAGCCACAGAGAAGGCAACGCCCACAGCCAUAGAUGUGGAUGAAGAUGCAGCGGAACCAAAGCAAAAUCUGAUCAAAGAUCCACCACUGACACCGCCACCGAGGCCUCUGACCUCCAGCGAAGUGGUGGGCCUCCGGGAUCCCGAUGAUCCCGAGCUGCACCUCCAAUUGGAGGCAAAGAAAUCCCGCUCCCUGCCCGUGUCGCCACAGCCGCAGGCCAGCCACAAGCUUGCAGCGGCGGCACUCUUCGAAUUCGGACAGACAUCGCCACAGCGCGGAUCGGUGGAUCAUCGAGGUGCACCGGUGCUGGGGAAACCCAUCAAAACCGACCAAAAGGUGGCACCCGCCAGGCGGCGACUGCCGCCCGUGAGCGGUGGGGCCACGGACAACCAGCAGUUCUGCCUGCGGUGGAACAACUACCAGUCCAAUCUCACCAAUGUCUUCGAUGAGCUGCUGCAGAGCGAGUCCUUUGUGGAUGUGACCCUCUCCUGCGAGGGGCAGUCCAUCAAGGCCCACAAAAUGGUCCUCUCCGCCUGCUCGCCCUACUUCCAGGCCCUGUUCUACGAUAAUCCCUGCCAGCAUCCGAUCAUCAUCAUGCGCGAUGUCCACUGGUCGGAUCUGAAGGCCCUCGUCGAGUUCAUGUACAAGGGGGAGAUCAAUGUGUGCCAGGAUCAAAUCAAUCCCCUGCUGAAGGUCGCCGAAACCCUGAAGAUCCGCGGCCUGGCCGAGGUGAGUGCUGGGGCCAGUCGCGAUGGCGCCUCGGCGCAUCCCAUGAUCCCCGACCAGCGCAUGUCCGUCUACGGGGAGGACGAGGAGGAGGAUGAGGAGCUGGCAGCCGCAAUCCUGCGGCAGGAUGACGAUCCCGAGCCAAAGAGAGCCCGACUCCUGGCAGACACCGCCCUGGACCUCAAUCAGCGGCAGAGGAAGCGCUCGCGGGAUGGAAACUAUGCCACGCCCAGUCCGUUGCAUGGCGACAGCCUCCGCCCCGAUGUGGAGUCGGAGUCUUCGCCCCGGACGGCAGUGACGCCCAGUGGCCAGAGCCAGCCCACAUCGACGAUCGUGCGGAAUCCGUUCGCCUCCCCGAAUCCCCAGUCGCUGCAGGCGCACCUCCUCGCGGGCACAGGCACCUCCUCCUCCGCCUCGAGCAGCAGCUCCGGCGGAACCUCCGCCUCCACAGUGGGCACAGCCGCCGUGGGCAACUCCACAUCGUCGGCGGCCUCCUGCUCAUCGGCGGGCACGUACCGCACCGCGGCACGCAGCUGCUCGCCGCCACCCCACCACCAGCACCACCCCUCGGGCAGCUCCAACGGGAGCUCGGGAGCAGGCGCGCUGCUCCACUCCCCCACUGGCGGGGGAUCAUCGAGUGGGGCACAGUCCUCGCUGCCACCACACAUGGCCGCCGCAGUGGCCGCCGCUGCACAUCAUGCCGCCGCCGCUGUGCCCCAGCAGCCGCCACCACCCGCCAUGCAUCAUCAUGCAGCGGCGGCAGCCGCCCAACAGCUGGCGGCCCAGCACCAAUUGGCGCACUCGCACGCGAUGGCCAGCGCCCUGGCAGCGGCUGCAGGAGGCGCCGCUGCUGCACCCGCCAGCGGUGCGGUGGGCGGUGCCGUUCCCACUGCCUCAUCGGUGGGUUCAUCGCAUCACGAUGACAUGGAAAUCAAGCCGGAAAUCGCCGAAAUGAUACGCGAAGAAGAGAGGGCCAAAAUGAUCGAAAGCGGCGGACAUGGCGGUUGGAUGGGCGCUGCUGCUGCGGCAACAGGCGCUUCUGUGGCGGCAGACAGCUACCAGUACCAGCUGCAGUCCAUGUGGCAGAAAUGCUGGAACACCAACCAGCAGAAUCUCGUGCAGCAGUUGCGCUUCCGCGAACGCGGCCCCUUGAAGUCGUGGCGCCCCGAGGCCAUGGCCGAGGCCAUCUUCAGUGUCCUCAAGGAGGGGCUCUCCCUCUCGCAGGCAGCACGCAAAUUCGACAUCCCCUACCCCACGUUCGUGCUGUAUGCGAAUCGAGUGCACAACAUGCUGGGACCCUCCCUCGAUGGCGGCACUGAUCCCCGGCCCAAGGCCAGGGGCAGGCCGCAGCGCAUCCUGUUGGGCAUGUGGCCGGAGGAGCUGAUUCGCAGUGUCAUCAAGGCGGUGGUCUUCAGGGACUAUCGCGAGAUCAAGGAGGACAUGGGGGCACAUCAGUACGCGAAUGGACAGUCGCAUGCCACGUACAUUGGUGGCGGCACCACUACCAAUGGCUAUCACAGCGCUGCAGCCGCCAAGAUGGCCGCACAGAAUGCCGCGCUGGCUCCGCCCGAUGCCAGCAGUCCGCUGAGCACCAUGACAGAGUCCCUGCGCCGCCAGAUCCUGUCGCAGCAGCAGCAGGCGGCGCAGCAUCAGCAGCACCAACAGCAGGCGCCGCACAUGUACAAGUCGCCGGCCUACUUGCAACGUUCCGAGAUCGAGGAUCAGGUCUCGGCGGCAGCGGCUGUGGCAGCGGCGGCGGCCAAGCAUCAGCAGAGCGGCGGCGGUGGCGGCGCCGGUGGCCGUGGCUCUGAGAAUCUGCCCGAUCUGACGGCCUUGGGGCUGAUGGGGCUCCCGGGUCUGAAUGUCCUGCCAUCGCGCGGUGCAGGCGGCAAUGGGGGUGGCGGUGGUGCGGCGGCUCCCUCGAGUGCGGCCAGCUAUGCGCGUGAGCUGACACGCGAGCGGGAGCGGGAUCGGGAGCUCAAGGAGGCGAUGCAGGCGCGUCAGUAUGGGAAUCAGUCGCGCGGCGGCAGCAAUUCCGCCUCCAAGGCGCAGUCGAAUCGUCCUGGCGCCGCCUCCCCCUACUCCACGCACUAUGCGAAGCAGCAGCAGCAGCAGCAACAGCAACAGCAGCAGCACGCGAAGCAGGAGCAUCCGAAUUAUGCGUACAACAAGCGCUUCCUGGAGAGCCUGCCGGCGGGCAUUGACUUCGAGGCCAUUGCGAAUGGCCUGCUGCAGAAAUCGGUGCAGGCGCAGAACAAGAGUCCCCGCUUCGAAGACUUCUUUCCGGGGCCCGGGGGGCCGCAGGAUAUGAGCGAGCUGUUUGUGAAUUCGGAUGCGGCGGCAGCAGCGGCAGCCGCUGCGGCAUAUGCCCCAGUGCGUGAGUCGCCACUGAUGAAGAUCAAGCUGGAGCAGCAGCAGCAUGCCACAGAGCUGCCGCAUGAGGAUUGAGGCAGGGCCAGAGGCAGAGGCAGAGACAUCGGCAGCGGCAGCGUCAGCGUCAGCGAGAGAGGAGAGGGAGAGGCAAUGGAAUAUUUUUGGACUGCUACUUGAAGAAAAAUGCCCAACGUUUUUAUUUUAGAUUUUAGUUGGAAUAAUUGAAGGUUUUUAUCGGCUAGGAUUUAGGAGAGGAUAUAUAUAUAAAUAGGAUAUAUAUAUAUAGGAUAUAUGUAGGAAUUCUUAAAGAGGUAUAAAAAGUAUUAACACAAAAUGUAAUCUUAAAGGACACCAAAACAGGACCCCUCGCCCCUCCAUGCACACACACACACACACACACACACACACAUACAAAAAUACUUCGGAACUUUCCUUUAAGGAUAGGAUCUCGUCUUUGAAUCGUUUUAUUUAUUUUUGUUUGAUUGAUUCGAUUGAUUGAUAUGAUUGGAUUGGAUUGCCUUUUUGUUGCCACGCAUCGUACGAGAGAAAGAGAGAGUGAGAGAGAGAGAUAGUGAGGAAAUAAUUAUUAAUUAAUUAAAUAGAACUAAGAAUUAGAAGAGAGAGACUUGUGCAUUUCUUAAAUGUAGAUU
This is a messenger RNA of Drosophila obscura, 4444 nucleotides long. It is a transcript of the gene bab2, whose product is annotated as protein bric-a-brac 2. Gene Ontology annotation, biological process: regulation of transcription by RNA polymerase II. The record is from RefSeq and is a predicted model, not a curated record. Gene Ontology annotation, molecular function: DNA binding; protein binding. The transcript is spliced from 5 exons. Gene Ontology annotation, cellular component: nucleus. NCBI's taxonomy places the organism in Eukaryota, Metazoa, Arthropoda, Insecta, Diptera, Drosophilidae. The coding region runs from base 474 to 3869 and encodes 1131 amino acids.